UUAGACUUUCUUGUCAUGUCCCGUUGGACAAAAAAGCUACUCGUCUCCUUUGUUUUCUCACUCUUUAUGUGGGUCUUCUCCGUCUGUCACAAACCUUGAACCAAAGUCAAUAACCCAAAAAAAGCCUCUCGAAAUCCUAAAGCAAUGGCUAAUCUUUUAUUGUUCAUUGCUAGAUCUUUCUUCAAGCUAAGCUCUUUCAGCGUCUUGCUUCUGUUGUUGUUCUCUUUCUCAAGUUUCACCUCAACAGAAGCCUACGAUCCGCUGGACCCAAAUGGAAAUAUCACAAUCAAAUGGGAUAUCAUGAGUUGGACCGCUGAUGGCUAUGUUGCAGUUGUCACAAUCUAUAACUUCCAGCAAUACCGGCAUAUCCAAGCACCAGGGUGGACAUUAGGUUGGAAAUGGGCUAAGAAGGAGGUGAUUUGGAGCAUGAUGGGAGGGCAAACAACCGAACAAGGGGAUUGUUCUAAAUUCAAAGGGAACAUUCCACAUUGCUGUAAGAAGGAUCCAACUGUUGUGGAUCUAUUGCCGGGAACGCCUUAUAAUCAGCAGAUUGCAAAUUGCUGUAAAGGUGGAGUGCUAAACUCGUGGGUGCAAGAUCCAACCACUGCAGCAAGCUCAUUCCAGGUGAGUGUUGGUCAAGCCGGAACCACAAAUAAGACAGUUAGAGUUCCUAGGAACUUCACUUUGAAGGCACCAGGGCCUGGUUAUACAUGUGGACCGGCAAAAAUUGUUAAACCUAGUAGAUUCGUUACUGCAGACAAAAGACGAGUCACACAAGCUUUGAUGACAUGGAAUGUUACGUGCACGUAUUCGCAAUUUCUGGCUAAGAAAACACCUAGUUGUUGCGUCUCUCUCUCAUCCUUCUAUAAUGAAACCAUAGUACCUUGCCCUCAAUGUGCUUGUGGCUGCCAAAAUGCUUCUCAGCCGGGGAGCUGUGUAGAUCCAAAAGCUCCGCAUAUAGCGUCGCUUGUUCCGGGUACAGGGAAGAAUAACUUGGCUCCUUUGGUCCAAUGUACAAGCCAUAUGUGUCCGGUCCGAAUUCAUUGGCAUGUUAAGCUUAACUACAAGGAGUACUGGCGAGUUAAAGUCACGAUUCCUAAUUUCAAUUACAAUAUGAAUUAUACACAGUGGAACUUAGUUGUGCAGCACCCCAACUUCAACAAUCUCACUCAGAUUUUCAGCUUUAACUACAAGUCUUUAACUCCAUAUGCAGCGAUAAAUGAUACUGCCAUGCUAUGGGGUGUUAAAUUUUACAACGAUUUGCUAUCACAAGCCGGUCCACUUGGUAACGUGCAGUCAGAGCUACUUUUCCGAAAGGAUAAAGAAACUUUUACUUUCGAGAAGGGUUGGGCUUUCCCAAGAAGAAUCUACUUCAAUGGAGAUAAUUGUGUUAUGCCACCUCCUGACUCCUAUCCCUGGUUGCCUAACGCCAGUUCCCACCAGCUUGUCUCGGCACUUGGACUGUUGACGACUCUCGUGGCUGCAAUUGCAUUUUUAUUCGAAUAUGCAUGACGUCCAACCGUUUUUUUUUUUGCUGCAAAUUUUUUGACAAAAUCGGUUCUAAGUCUAGAAUGCAGGGUUAGAAGUUCCUGGUUGUGUUGCAGUUCAAGCAAGUCAAUAUGGAGUUGUUUCUUUGUAAUAUAUGGUGUGUGAUUUGAUCACUUGUGCUGUUGUAUGCAUGAGCAUUUCUGUACUUAAACCAGUAACCCAUCUUGAUUGUAGGAUUUUGACGAUAUUUUAUUUAUUACACAAACAUGAGUCAUUAUUAAGCCAUCAAUUUCCCAA
Molecule: messenger RNA, 1785 nt
Organism: Hibiscus syriacus
Lineage: Eukaryota; Viridiplantae; Streptophyta; Magnoliopsida; Malvales; Malvaceae
Product: COBRA-like protein 2
Exons: 6
Coding region: 145-1512 (455 amino acids)
Biological process (GO): cellulose microfibril organization; plant-type cell wall cellulose biosynthetic process
Cellular component (GO): plasma membrane
Source: RefSeq, a predicted model, not a curated record